AUGGGGGAUUACGGGUUUGGAGUGUUAGUGCAAAACAACACUGGAAAUAAGUCAGCUUUUCCAGUCAGAUUUCAUCCACAUCUGCAGCCUCCACACCAUCAUCAAAAUGCAACCCCCAGCCCUGCUGCUUUUAUAAAUAAUAACACAGCUGCCAAUGGCAGUAGUGCUGGGUCAGCUUGGCUCUUUCCUGCUCCAGCUGCCCAUAAUAUUCAGGAUGAGAUUCUGGGGUCAGAAAAAUCUAAAACUCAGCAACAGGAAAAGCAAGAGUCCCUAGAAAAACAGCAGCUUUCCCCUGGUCAAAGUCAGGAAGCAGGCAUGCUCUCUGAACCCGAGAAAGCCAAAACUGAAGAAAACCAGGGCGAUAAUUCUUCAGAGAAUGGCAAUGGAAAGGAGAAAAUAAGAAUAGAAUCGCCGGUUUUAACAGGAUUUGAUUACCAAGAGGCUUCGGGGCUCGGUACUUCGACACAGCCCUUGACAUCCACCGCAUCUUCUCUGACUGGUUUUAGUAACUGGUCUGCAGCUAUUGCUCCUUCUUCUUCUACAAUAAUCAAUGAAGAUGCAAGUUUUUUCCACCAGGGAGGGGUCCCUACUGCCUCAGCUAAUAAUGGUGCUCUGCUGUUUCAGAAUUUCCCACAUCACGUCAGCCCCGGCUUUGGUGGUAGCUUUUCCCCCCAGAUCGGACCCCUCUCUCAGCACCACCCUCAUCACCCCCAUUUCCAGCAUCAUCACAAUCAACAUCAGCAACAGAGGAGGUCUCCUGCAAGUCCUCACCCACCUCCAUUCACACACAGAAAUGCUGCUUUUAAUCAGUUGCCUCAUUUGGCCAAUAAUCUUAACAAGCCACCUUCUCCGUGGAGCAGCUACCAAAGCCCAUCGCCCACCCCGUCCUCCUGGAGCCCCGGCGGCGGCGGAUACGGCGGCUGGGGAGGGUCCCAGGGCCGAGACCACCGCCGGGGACUGAACGGAGGGAUCACCCCCUUGAACUCCAUCUCGCCCUUAAAGAAGAAUUUUGCAAGUAAUCAUAUCCAGCUGCAGAAGUAUGCACGACCCAGCUCGGCCUUCGCUCCCAAGUCCUGGAUGGAUGACAGCUUGAACAGAGCUGACAACAUUUUUCCUUUUCAGGAUCGCACGAGGACUUUUGACAUGCACUCACUGGAGAACUCCCUAAUUGACAUAAUGAGGGCUGAAAAUGAUUCACUGAAAGCAAGGACAUAUGGGAGAAGGCGAGGUCAGUCCUCGCUGUUCCCGAUGGAGGAUGGCUUCCUGGACGACGGCCGUGGGGAGCAGAGCCUGCACAGCGGCUUGGGGUCUCCCCACUGCUUCUCCCACCAGAACGGGGAGCGCGUGGAACGCUACUCCCGCAAGGUCUUUGUGGGAGGGCUGCCUCCAGACAUCGACGAAGAUGAGAUCACUGCAAGUUUUCGGCGCUUUGGACCUUUGAUUGUAGACUGGCCACACAAGGCAGAGAGCAAAUCUUAUUUUCCUCCUAAAGGAUAUGCAUUUUUGCUGUUCCAAGAUGAAAGCUCUGUGCAGGCACUGAUUGAUGCAUGCAUUGAAGAAGAUGGAAAGCUCUAUCUCUGUGUUUCCAGCCCCACUAUCAAAGACAAACCGGUUCAGAUCCGGCCUUGGAACCUUAGUGAUAGUGAUUUUGUUAUGGAUGGUUCCCAGCCUCUUGACCCAAGAAAAACCAUUUUUGUUGGUGGUGUUCCUCGGCCUUUACGAGCAGUGGAGCUGGCGAUGAUCAUGGACCGGCUCUACGGAGGGGUUUGCUACGCCGGCAUCGACACCGACCCCGAGCUGAAGUACCCCAAGGGAGCUGGGCGGGUGGCAUUUUCCAACCAGCAGAGCUACAUUGCUGCUAUCAGCGCCCGCUUCGUCCAGCUGCAGCACGGAGAGAUUGAUAAACGGGUGGAAGUUAAGCCAUAUGUCUUGGACGAUCAGCUGUGUGACGAGUGUCAGGGCGCCCGCUGCGGCGGGAAGUUCGCCCCGUUCUUCUGUGCUAACGUGACGUGUCUGCAGUAUUACUGUGAAUAUUGCUGGGCUGCUAUCCAUUCCCGUGCCGGCAGGGAAUUCCACAAGCCCCUGGUGAAGGAGGGAGGGGACCGCCCGAGACAUAUUUCAUUCCGCUGGAACUAAAGGAUCGCUCAUUUGCAGGCCUCCAAUUAAGUGCACUCUUCUGUUCCUCCCCACCCCGCCCCUCACUCACAGCAUGUCCUUUUGUAGUAGUCUGUAAUUUAACAAUAGUCUAAUGAAAGAAUGACCUAUAAUGGGUAUUUUAUAGAAUCUUGUCAUUGAAAACUGUAUUGGGAACUCCUUUUCGUAUCGAUAACAUGUUGCAAGUGAGUUGCAUUCUCUUGUCUUUACUACCGAGAGAACACUUAAUUUCCUGCAACGUUUUCUUAGAGGAGAGAAAAAAAUAUUAAGAGAAGAGAAUUGAAACAAUAGAGUAUUUUGGUUUUUUAAUUAAAUUAUUGUUAAUAAAGAACAUAAUAAUACUUUUAUUAAAUAACCGUGUAACAAUAACACUAUCAGUCUGUUCUGACACUUUUCCCCCAGGGAAGCCUGUUUUUGCCUCUCUUUUUUAUUUUUUUUUUGGUUUGUUUUUGGAUUUUUCCAGCAACAGAUGAAGUUAGCAUUUACCUACCAACAGGAAAGAGCAUGUUUAAAGCAACAGAAAUGCAUGAGCAAAGUUGAAGCAGCACUAUAAUAAUGAUCUUUUUUGUUUGGUUUUUUUUCUUUUAAACUCUUUUAAGGGUUUUGAGGCUGAAAUUUUAGCUCAGUGUGUAUCUGACCGUGCCUCUGGCUACCACCCACAUCCAAAUUACUAACGAGAUAGGCAGAGCUUACUAUAUUUUCAUCAAAAUGAUUACAUUUUAAGAAUUCCUGAAUGUAAAAGUUGAGUAAAGUUACUACUGAGGGGGGAGUGCACUUUUUUUUUUUCUUUAAGAGAACUCAAUUGUCUGGUUACAGCCCUAGAUAUCCUACCAAAGCUAGAGUAAUGACAACUAGUGAACUGGCAUUUCCUCUCCUGAAGGAUAAAUAUAUAGAUUUUAUUUUUGAUGGCUAUAUAUAACUCUAUAUCCUAAUAUACUAACAUUCAUCAGGGGCCAGCCUUUGCUCUCCAUUUUGACGUGAAAAAGUAGAAAACCUAAAGAUACCUCAAGGAUAUCACUGAUUUUUACUGGAGUUUUGCUAUUCCAUUGUGGCACACAAACUCAAAUUGGCUGCUUAUUGGUUUCCCAUCUUGGCUGUAAAGUCAGUUUUUUUAUCCCCUCAAAUUUAGCUGUAACAGAAGGCAUGAACCCAAGGAGUUUCCAAAUCCCGCUCCGCACCGCCGGCCGAAUUUUGUGCACGGAACGGUGCGGGUGUGCAGAUGCCUUUCUUACUCUUCCUGUAGAAAGAAUCCCAGCUCAGAUCCCAGCUCUUCAGAACUAACUGUGGGGAGAUAAAGACGCGCAGGCAGAAGUGCCAACAUCGCUAAUUAACGCCGGCUUUAUUGGAACUCAGUCCUGCCUUGAGAAGCAUCAGCCCGGGACGCGCGAAGCGAACGCUGACCAGUGGGUGCAGAGGGUUUAGUUUGAAACAGAUGAAUGAAGGAGUAGUUCUGAAAAUUUAUUUUUAGUCCUUUUGAACUAAAUUCCCCGGCCAACUUCUCCACCAAGGAUGUAGCAGUGUGCAAACAAAGUGAUUCUGUGGCAAUCUCUGCCCGGCCCCAGGGGCCUGGGACCACCCGAGAGUCUCCCAAACCAAAGAUUUGCCCUGGCACUGCUUGGAAAACAUCUGCUCCCUUCAAAGCCCCCCUCAUCCCUUUCCCCCAGCCCCCAUUAUCUUUAUGAGAAGCAGUUUUUCUGUUCAAUACAGGCUUUAAUGAACUGAUACCUUACCAAGUUCCAAAGGUCAAAAUGGAGACAUUUGCUGUCUAUUAGUCAAGUAUAGCAAGGGAGCUGCUUUUACUGAAAUCCCUGAAAAUAUUGACAACAGUAAUGCAAAUGCAGAGUGCUCUUGUGUAGAUUGUCAGGGACUUUUUUUUCUCUGAAGUACAUAAUUCUAGUCGGAAUGUUCCUUUCGUUUUUUUUUAAUGCUUGUAGGUGGCUUGGGGUGUGCUAUUGUGCCGAUCCUACCCAGCAAACAGGUGAGGUGGGUUUCCAUUACAAGAAAAUAACACUGUUUGAGAACUAGCUUUGAAUAAUAAUUUUUUCCCUUUGUACAUGACCUGCUGAAUUUCGGUACAGUGUUUUUGUAGCUAACUUAUUUUGUCAUGCACAUAAUGUAUAUUUGUUAUGCACUACUUUUGUAUAUCUUGUUUUUCCAACAGUGAGCAUUUUUAGGCACACUUUUCACUGACGGGAUAUCUCUUUAUGCAAUACCUCAAUUUUUCAUAUUGCAAAGAGUAGCUUUUUGUACUUUUAUUACUGAGAGAUCUUCAUAUACUUCAUUUUUUAAUAUAAAUAAUUUUAAUAAAUUUUAUUUUCUUAUAUUCUGCUUUUUAUACAUUUCAGUGCUCUGCAUACAUUUUGAAUUAUGGAUGUUGUGCACUGGCAAUGCUAUUUUAGAAUCUGCAGAGAAAAGAAAGCAUGUUGCUUAAACAUCUUAGCCCAGCACCAGGUAUUUGGUGUACAUAUAAUUUAAGAAAUAGUAUAUGUAAAGUUGAGAAUUAAAGAAGAAAAAGCAUGAAAGUGACAAAUGACACUUGUCUUUAGACCCAUGAAAUUUAAAUGCAUAAAUAUAGUGUAGAAAUUUAAAAGUCAAGAACCAUCGAAAUUGUCUACCGCUUCUUACUGAGUUUUUAAAAAUUACACACAAAUGCAGACGUUUUUGGUGAAUGUUUAGCCAUUUUUAUUAUUAAUAAAGAAUCGAUGUUAGGUGUUUGACGCAGAACCGUGUCUGCUCUUUUAAAUUAUAUUUAAAGAAUAAAAGAGAGCCUGCUAGGUGGCAGGCAUGUAAUGUUAGUAUGCAUGACUAAUGUAAGAAAUCGUUAUUCUACUAAUAUUCACUUGUGAUUGUGUGACAAGCGUGUUUACAGAUCCUUUGGUUACACUUCGAUUUACAGGGCAUAAACAAUUCUCUCCAUUACUCUGUGCUUCAACAGUGCUGGCCAAGGCUCCCGAUGGCACGGGGCUCUCUGGGGUUACCGUGUAGCCCCAGGCUCAUUAACGUGUAAUUAGCUGCCGGUGGGGGGGUGUCAUUAAUGAGCAGCGGCGUUCCCGGGGGGAGUGACAGAGUAAUUCCAUGGUUAUUUUUGCAAUGUAAAAUAAAGUGUUUCUGAUUAUUUUAUAUGUAAAGGAACCCCACUGCCCCGUGCUUUUUUGGUAUAGUCUCUACUUCUCCAUACACAGACCUCUGCAGAAUGCAAAUUUCAACCUUGCAGUGACUGAAUUUAGCGUUUUAUAAGGAUGCUGUUGGAAAGACUUGAUAAUUCACCCCUUGUGUUUUUGAAGAGCUCAAACCUUCUGUUCAAAGGUGAUUUAAAACUUGAAUGUGAUGGAUUGUGGCAAGUUAACUUCAAGUUAUGUGCAAUACCUAUUUCAGACUUCUGGAAGAUCUUUGCAGUGUAAUUCUUUGUUUUUAAUUGCAGACAUUUAAAAAUGUCAUUUUCUACUGUUCUAGUAAAUCCUCUUUCUUGCUGGUGUUUCUAAAGAAAAGAAUCAGAAAUCAAUCUUUCUACUAAUGUAAAUUUGAGAUUAUUUUUAAAAAAAAAUGGAAUAAAACGUUUUGGUCAUUUGCUUUAUUUUAUUAUCUUAUUUUAAAGCUACUGUGAUAGCAUUGUAAGAAUUGGGACAAUAUUGUAUUCAACUGUUUUAUUUUUUAUAUUUUUAAAUUUUAAAGUAUAAUUAGUUUUUAUAAUUUUCAUCAGAUUUUUUUGUUAUAUUUUUUGGAAGUGAAACUUUUAGCAAGUGGGUGUCUAGUUUUUACUAAUCCCUAAUAUGUUUUUCCCCCAAUGUAUUGCUCAUAUUAUCAGAAGGAAAAGUUAUUUAAGUAUGUCAGUUAAUUGUACUACUUGGCUGAAUUUCCAUAUAGUUUUUACUGUGUAUGGGGAGGUUGUAGUAUUUAUUAUAGCAUUUUAAAUAAGGGUAAUUCAUUUUUUAUUAAAGUCAUUUUCACGUUUAAGUUCAUAUUUUUGUAUGUUCUACUCUAAGUUAUAUAACACAAGUUACUUUUUUUAAAGAGUUCAUUUGUUGAAGUGCUAGUGAAAAUUAAUGUUAUUAAAUAGUUUGCAAAUGACUAUUUAUACCAGUAUGCAUAUAAUUUUUAAAUAUUUGUAAUGUGAGAUGUUGAAUGAAUAAAACUUUUAACUCAA
Molecule: messenger RNA, 6298 nt
Organism: Motacilla alba alba
Lineage: Eukaryota; Metazoa; Chordata; Aves; Passeriformes; Motacillidae
Gene: CPEB4
Product: cytoplasmic polyadenylation element binding protein 4
Exons: 9
Coding region: 1-2136 (711 amino acids)
Biological process (GO): negative regulation of cytoplasmic translation
Cellular component (GO): cytoplasm; nucleus; synapse
Molecular function (GO): mRNA 3'-UTR binding; translation factor activity, RNA binding; mRNA regulatory element binding translation repressor activity
Source: RefSeq, a predicted model, not a curated record